AAAAGAUCCAAUGUGAGUGGUGUGGUUACCCUUCUUGUUGACUCCCAAUCAUUGUCCGUUUUCUGUCACAUGGGAAAUUUUGGGUGUGGCGAUGGAGGAUGGACACCAGUCAUGAAGAUUGACGGCAGAAAGGUGCAUACGUUUAUUAAAUAAUUAUCUCGUGUAUAAACCCGCUCUCUUUCAAAACGUUGCAAGUUAAAAACGUGCAUGUAACUUAUGUAUGUCUUUUGUUUUUCAUCGAGAAGGUAAUAUAUGAAGAACAGACUCGUUCAAGACUUAUUGUGUCUAGUGACUGUUGAGAAAGGAUGAAAAAGACUUUAGAAAUUUAUGCUAACAUAUUUGUCGCUAAUAUCAUGUAACGGCUAGGUAAGAAAUGCACACCAUUAAAGUCAUAAUUCGGUUAAAAGCUGUUCGCAACAAAGAACACAUCUCAUCUUAGUUAAAGUUCCACACUAGUUAAUGGAUAUGUAGAUAUCACACUGAUUUAAAGAGCUGUCAUUGCUCAUCCCCUAUACAGCGAGGGGAGGGGAUAGGUAGAGGAGGAUUCUUGGAGGACUAUAGAACACCUAGUGUCAAUCAAUGAUUGCCAAUGAGGAAAGAUCAUGGAUCACAGGAAUAUUACAGAGUCUUAUGUGGAGCGAGGGGGAUCAGGUUACUAUUAUCGUGACACAAUCAAACUCUAAUUUGUUUUUGUUACAUAUAAAAGAGAUCAGAAUUUCUUUAUAGAAUAACGACUUCUAUCAUUCUUCAUUCACCUCACAAAUGGUUACCAUUUCAAUGACUCUUGACUGGCGUGCAAAUGAACACACAGAAAAACUACCUGUAAGUAGAUAGAUAGGUCAUGCACUGAUCUACGGCGCCGAGUCCGUGUCGGAAAAAAAUAACCUUAGUCUUCACGACACGAUGGCGUAAUCACCAAGGUAAAUUUAACGGUAAAAGAAAUGAGUAAUAGAUCAAUAAAUACAGAUACACGACAGAACUUCGACAGCAAAUAUCCAUCAAUUCGGAGUAAAUUUAAAAAAUUAAUUGCUCCUAUAUUUCAGACCACCUUUCAUUAUAAUAAGCAUUACUGGACAAAUUACGAAGGAUACAAUAUUCCCGGAGGAGAAACUGGGUUCGAUGGACAAGAAUCAAAGCUACCCACCUACUGGAACACAUCCUUCUCCAAGAUCUGUCUCGGUAUGAAGAUCGACCAACAGCUCAGGUUCAUCGUCAUCCAUAAGCAAGCUGACUCUCUGUACUCACUGAUUGCUGAUGGCCAAUACCGCGCCACCCCACUGGGUCGUGACAAGUGGAAAGAGUUGAUUGGUUCCCAAGGCUCAUUACAGGAAAACUGCAACAAAGAAGGGUUCAAUGUCGUUUGUUUGAGAAAAUUUUCUAAAGCCAGAAUUGGCAUUGUUAGCAACGGCGGGAAUGAGUGUGACUCGUGCGACUCAAGGAUCGGAUUUGGCACAAGAGGGAGCCCUGACAAUUCAAACACGUGCGGUAACGUGGCCGGUGUUUCUCCAGAUAAUGGAUACAAAAACAUCAAGGCCAUGGGAUACAUCUUGGUACAAUAA
Pocillopora meandrina is the source of this 1559-nucleotide messenger RNA. The record is from the annotation of a GenBank genome assembly. NCBI's taxonomy places the organism in Eukaryota, Metazoa, Cnidaria, Anthozoa, Scleractinia, Pocilloporidae.